GUUUCUGUCAUUCCAGAGGGACCCCGGUAGGACUAUACAGCCGUUUACAACAAUGGCCACUGCGGCCUGGCUACCGACGUGGUGGUACAUUUAAGUCAUCCAUGGAAUUGCGUGUGGCAGCCAUAAAUUACGCCCGUGAACCGACCGACCGAGGGGUGCGUGAGAGUUGAGCAACAGACAUGCCGCUUACAGCAAAGUGACUUACUUUGGUGGGUGUGUGUGUGCAACUCCGAUACUGGCCUACUGGGUGAGAAUAAUGUGCGAAGAAUGGCAAUUGUAUCAGUGAUAUCGGUGGCCAACAUAACAAACUCUAGUGACAAUGGGACGAACACGACGACAAAUGGGACAAAUAUGUCGGACAAUGGAGACGGUAUGGCAGGAGCCGGAUGUCCGCGGCCGGAUGACACACUGUACCCGAGCAUGUUUGGUAUAGACCUAGCGGUGCCAGAAUGGGAAGCCAUUGCAACGGCAAUAAUUUUGACACUCAUCAUCAUCAUUACCAUCGUUGGAAAUGUGCUGGUGAUACUGAGCGUUUUCACCUACAAGCCACUGCGGAUAGUGCAAAAUUUCUUCAUAGUAUCACUGGCAGUGGCCGACCUGACGGUAGCCAUCCUGGUGCUUCCGUUCAAUGUGGCGUACUCGAUACUGGGCCGGUGGGAAUUUGGCAUCCAUGUGUGUAAAAUGUGGCUCACCUCAGAUGUCCUGUGCUGUACAGCUUCGAUUUUAAACCUGUGUGCGAUUGCAUUAGACAGGUAUUGGGCCAUUACCGAUCCAAUAAAUUACGCUCAGAAGCGAACCUUGGAGCGAGUUCUGGCACUGAUUGCGGGGGUGUGGAUACUUUCGUUGGUCAUCAGUUCACCCCCGUUGAUCGGCUGGAAUGACUGGCCAGAGAAAUUUUCCAGUGAGUUCCCGUGUCAAUUAACAAGCAAUCAAGGUUAUGUCAUCUACUCUUCACUUGGGUCGUUCUACAUUCCACUGAUGAUCAUGACAAUUGUGUACAUCGAAAUUUAUAUCGCAACUCGACGACGACUUCGAGAGCGCGCCCAGGCAUCCAAAAUUAACACACUAGCUAGCAGAAGCAUCGGGGACAGGGAGAUGGCCGUAUCCCAGCGUCAGCAGGACCAGGAAUCAAUUAGUAGUGAAACAAACCACAACGAACAUCCCAACAACAACAGCACGAGUAGCAGCAGCACCGAACACCGGUCCCAGCGGAAACGGAAGAAGAAAGCGCGGGAAAAGAAAGAGGCUAAAGAGGCGGCAAAACGUGCUGCUGCGGAAAACCAACUCCGGAUGGCGCUUCGGGACGAAGAUUCCGUCACGGAAUACCCGGAAAAUUCGUCUGCUAGCGCCAAAGCCAACUGUGAUACAAAACCAGUGACUGGUCCAAACGGAACAACCGGUGGUGCGAACGAGGACGAUAAGACUAAUCCAACCAGCGCCGUCAACGCCACCAACGGAAGUGGCGCCACAGCGGCUGCUGCUGUUGCCGUUGCCGAAAGUGACAAAAAGACACAUCACCAAAAAGCAGCUGCCUCGACGGCGGCGGCGGGCAGCAAAAGUCGCAUGAAACAAUCGUUCCGCAAAGCUGGUGGCAUUAAUCAAUUUAUCGAAGAGAAACAGAAAAUCUCCCUAUCGAAGGAGCGACGGGCGGCAAGGACACUCGGAAUUAUAAUGGGGGUGUUUGUGGUCUGCUGGCUGCCCUUCUUCCUCAUGUACGUCAUCUUGCCGUUCUGUCCCACGUGCUGUCCGACGAACAAGUUAAUUAAUUUUAUCACAUGGCUAGGUUACAUCAACUCUGCACUCAAUCCUAUUAUUUAUACAAUAUUCAAUUUGGAUUACAGGCGAGCUUUCAAACGUUUACUCGGAAUCAAACCGUAAAAGUUCGGUACGAUUGUCUUAGUCAAGAACGUAUUAUACUCUUCGAGGACAAUAUUGCAGCCAAUUGGUUUCAGGUUUUGUUUUUUUUGUAAUGUAUGCGCCAUCAACGGCAGACUAUUCAAUGUUUUACUUUGAAUUUUCUUUUUAAAAUAUUUUAACAAUUCCGUCGUGAAACUACUAAGUCUAAAAAAUAACAGAAUCGAAAAGUACAAGGGCUGAAAAGGUCUUCUUUACAGUACUGAAAUGGAUGCUAAAAAAUUGAACUUCUCAGCACUUGUAUCGAAAAGUAAUAUUUUUUUAAAUUGUUUUGAAUUUAACAGUGAAUUGAUUUUAACGCAUGGACAUUUGACUUCUCUUUACUUUAUUUAUUUACUCACUGAGUAAUACUCAGGUUAUUUUUCCAUAUACCAAUCUGUGAUUUUUCAGCUCAAUGGACAUAAUAUUCCAUUCAAGGGGUGUUUACGGAACUGUAAAAAAUGUUGUGUUGAACUCGUUGCAAAAAUAAGAUUUAAAAAAUUUAAUCACUUUGGAGUAGUGUUGGGGUCAUAUUUGACAUUCGCAAAAAAAAAGAAAAAUCUUGAUUCAAUUAUCCGAAGUGAAAUUUUUCCGAGUCUGGACUGUUAUGAAAACUUAAAUGUAUAGUAAAUUUUGCAAGAAACUGAAGGAAAACUAGGUCUUUUUUCCCAAAAAAAUAGAGACGUAGCCUUGCUUAGUAUAAAGUUUAUGCAUAUGGGAUAUGUACGUGAACAGGGGUUUUUGCCAGAUGAACUUAAAUAACAAGUUGGGAUUUUAAAACGGCGAUACAAAUUACCCCAGUUUGUGAACCACUCUAGUGUGCAUGAUUGCGUAACGGUGCUGCUGCUGCUGAUUUGGAGCAGCUUACAAGAUUUGUGUUCGGAAGCGAAGGUCGUCUCGCUUAGCCCCCAAAUCACAAACACCGUCACCUCCCCCAAAUAAGUAAAAGUUUCAAGCCAACGCGCCACGAUAACAUGUUUGGAUAAAGUUUAACCGCUCGUUAACUUCCAGGGAAUCUUCCGAAACUUGUGGAAAACUUGCCAUUGAUUGAGAGUUGUAAAAUGAUAGUUUAGCCUGAGAAUGCUUUCGUUGACCUGACUUUAAAAACAAUGUAAAGUUUCAAAUUUAGUUAAAUGCCUUGAUUUAGAUUUGCUGCAGAUAAAAUCAUCAUCAUAAUUGCAUUCCAACAAUUGCUUUCGAGCCCAAAGUAAUUGUUGGAUGGCAGGACCCUUUGAAGAGUAUUUUAAAAAAUCAGUGUACCGAACUAUACCAAAAUUUGACGAAAUCUCAUGAAAUCUCCUGUAAUCGAAAAUGUGCUCGAAAUAGAAUUGUUCGCUUUUCACUGUUCAAACAAAGCGAAACAAUGCGAAGAAAUCAAAAACUGUUACUCGCGAAUCAAAAUUUGUGUUAUUGGUUCUCAACUGUACCUGUUAUGAUUAUAAAUUUUUAAUCUUUUGUUUUUAUAGCAUAUUAAUGCAGUUUGUUGAAACGAAUAAUAUUAUCAUUGAAAAAAACUUUUGGAAAAAAAUUAUUUAACCUGAAACGGGUGCUGAAACGACGCAUGCGUUUGUUUGUAGAUCGAAACGAGAAAAUAAAGGAUUAAACAAGUUGAUCUAUAUUACAUAUAUACAGUAAAGUUCAUUUAUAAAUUAGGAACUUGUGAAAUACGGUAGUUAAGGACGACAUCAUCAAUGUAUUAUAAAGACAUAGUGAAUAAAGUUUCGAAAUAAAUUGCAUCACCUUGCGACAAAAUGAAAUCGUAGAAAUCGUUUGUUCACGGUGAAAAUGAAGGACAAAACUGUGAGAUAGAGGAUCAGUUGAUGUUUUAAAAUUACUCGCUGGCAAUCGUUCAGCAAGGAUGAACAGAUUAAAAUAAUAGUGUAUGCAAAAAAAUUAUCUGUAAAUGUGUGUAAUUAAAAUGGUCUGCUGAAAGACAUUAAAGAAAUUAAUUGCAAUAAAAAGAAUUUUUGUUACUAAAAA
Molecule: messenger RNA, 3873 nt
Organism: Culex pipiens pallens (northern house mosquito)
Lineage: Eukaryota; Metazoa; Arthropoda; Insecta; Diptera; Culicidae
Gene: Oct-TyrR
Product: tyramine receptor 1
Exons: 1
Coding region: 268-1878 (536 amino acids)
Biological process (GO): adenylate cyclase-activating adrenergic receptor signaling pathway
Cellular component (GO): membrane
Molecular function (GO): octopamine receptor activity
Source: RefSeq, a predicted model, not a curated record